Colletotrichum truncatum is the source of this 825-nucleotide messenger RNA. Its product is annotated as zinc finger protein. Gene Ontology annotation, biological process: regulation of transcription by RNA polymerase II. Gene Ontology annotation, cellular component: nucleus. The record is from RefSeq and is a predicted model, not a curated record. Gene Ontology annotation, molecular function: DNA-binding transcription factor activity, RNA polymerase II-specific; RNA polymerase II transcription regulatory region sequence-specific DNA binding. NCBI's taxonomy places the organism in Eukaryota, Fungi, Ascomycota, Sordariomycetes, Glomerellales, Glomerellaceae.
AUGACCUUCACUUGCGGCACGUGCUGGCGCCAAUUCCCUGCGGGAUGGCACUCUCGUGAGCAACAUCUCAAUGCGACCGGACAUGGUAUUCCUCUCUAUGAAUGCGAUACCUGCGACCGCUACUUUAAUAGCCAACAUUCUGUUGACCAACACAUGAAUGCCUUGGAUCACUGGGCACAGCCUGCCACCCCGCACACCUACUGGGAAUGCGACCGCUGUUCCGACUGCUUCUGCGACGAAGAGGAACUGCAGGAACAUGAACUUGAGGAUCACUGCUACUGUAAGCCCUGUGGGCGCUUUUUCCAAAAUCGGAACAAUCUUCAACAGCAUCUUAACUCCAAGCUUCACCGCAUCUCGGACCUUCAGUGCCCUUUCUGCAAGGAGUUUCGCAAUACCGCAACUGGCCUUGUAUAUCACUUGGAACAGGGUUGUUGCCCAAAUGCUCCUCUUGACCGCGACAAAUUGUAUCAAGCCGUCCGUCAGCGUGACCCCAAUGGAGUCCUUGCCAAGAAGCUUCUUGACUGGCAUGGCUCACCGGUGUACAGAGCAACCAGCAAGACUUGGAACCCCGAGUAUUGUGCAUUCGAAUGUUAUCUCUGCCAUCGUCUUUUCCAGCAGCUGCCCGGCUUGACUCAGCAUCUCAACUCUCCUGUUCAUCAAGAGAAACUCUACCACUGUCCGAAUCGAAGUUGUAUCAAAGAGUUCACCACUUUGGCAGCCGUCAUCAAUCACCUGGAAAGUGAGUCAUGUAACUUCAUGCGUUUUGCCAACGUCCAGAAGCAGGUUGGGAGAAUUAUCGAUCCUGGUCGCAUGAUUUCAUUUUGA